GAAAGGUAGGAUAUACUUUCCUAAUAACAAGUAUAAAAGACGCUACAGAGCACAGAAAACAUUUAGUUUACUUGGAUUUUUUCUUUCGCAUUCAUGAAAUAGAUUGUGAAUAUGGGUGACUUUGCUACUUUUACCGAUAACACAUGUUCCAAUCCUUUUUUACCAGGUCCUAUUGUACCUAACACUUGUACAAGUUUUGUUUCUCAAUGUACAAUGUUUUUAACACUUUUGAAUACAAUGACGCAAAAUCAUACAUCGAUAAGUGGAUCAACGAAACGAAUAAAGGCAAUAGAGAAGCCUUUGUAUUCUUAUGAUUUUAUUAUUGUUGGAGGAGGAAGUGCUGGUGCAGUGGUAGCUGGAAGAUUGAGUGAAAAUCCUAACUGGAAAGUAUUGCUUUUAGAGGCAGGUCCAGAUGAGCCGGUAUCAGCACAAAUACCUAGUAUCUUUGGAUCAUAUCUAGGUGGUAAACUAGAUUGGAAGUACAAAACUACGAACGAAUCUCACGCUUGCCUUAGACGAGGUGGAGUUUGUUUGUGGCCCCGAGGGAAAAAUCUUGGCGGUACAACUGUUCAUCAUGGGAUGGCUUACCAUCGGGGAAAUCCGAAGGAUUUUGAAAAAUGGGUGGCCAUGGGGAAUGAAGGCUGGUCUUGGGAAGAGGUAGUGCCCUAUUUUUUGAAAUCUGAAGAUAAUCAUGAAAUAAAAAGAGUAGGAACUAAGCACCACGCAACUGGAGGAAUCAUGCCCGUCGAAAGAUUCCCUUGGCAACCACAAUUUGCCUGGGAUAUUUUAAAAGCUGGCGAUGAAAUGGGAUACGGGAUUACGGAAGAUAUGGUAGGUGAUAAAAUACUAGGAUUUACUAUUGCACAGACAAUAAGCAAUAAUGGAGUUCGAGUCAGUAGUGCUGCUUCAUAUUUGCGGCCAUUCAGAGACAGGCCAAACUUACACGUUAUUCUCAAUGCUCUCGCUACAAAAAUCGUUUUUGAACAGAAAAGAGCUAUAGGAGUUAAAUAUAUUAAAGAUGAUCAAAUAUACACUGUAAUGGUAAAACGAGAAGUUAUAGUCUCAGGAGGAGUAGUGAAUUCACCACAACUUCUGAUGUUGUCAGGAAUCGGACCACAAAAGCAUCUCAGAAGCUUGAAUAUUCCAGUUGUUCAAAGUCUUCCUGGUGUUGGAGAAAAUUUGCACAAUCACGUAUCUUAUGGUCUGAACUUCAAAUUUGAUGAUGAAGUUAGUUUACAAAGUAACUCUUUUCCAAUAACGGCGUAUCUGAAUAAUCAAACGGGCCCAUUGGCGUCUAGUGGAUUAGCUCAAGUGACGGCGAUCUUAGCAUCUAAUUAUACAACACCGGAUGAUCCUGAUCUGCAAAUGUUUUUUGCUGGUUAUGACGCAAAUUGCUGGACUACUGAUAAUUCAUCAGUCAGAAAUGUACAAAUGAUACCCGUAAAUUUACAUGCAAAGAGUAGAGGUAGAUUAACUCUAGCAAGCAAUAAUCCCUUGGAUCAUCCAAUCAUAUGGAGUAAUGAUCUCGGGGAUCAUCGUGAUGUAGAAGUUUUAAUUUGGGGAAUACAUGUGGCUCUCUCUUUAGCCGACUCCCCUACCAUGCGAAAACUUAACUUGACUUUAACUAGUAUGCCAAUUCCCGAGUGUUCUAAUUUCGAGUUUAAGAGCGAUGAAUAUUGGGUUUGUGCUAUUCAUCAAGAAACUCGAACGGAAAACCACCAAGCAGGCACUUGCAAGAUGGGUCCAAUACACGACCCAAUGGCUGUGGUUGAUACACGCUUUAGUGUCUAUGGUGUUAAAGGAGUGAGAGUUGUAGAUAGUUCAUCAAUGCCUUUGAUGAUAUCAGGAAAUCCAGUAGGUGCUAUAACUAUGUUGGCAGAACGAGCAGCUGAUUUUAUCAAAGAAGAUCACACUAACGGCGAGUAACAUGAUUGUUCACGUAUUAGGAAGAAAAUUUCUCAUUUUUAUAAGAUACUUAUAAAGUUAGAAUUAUACGCAUUCAUAACUUUUUAUCACACUCUUAUACUGUAGUCGCAAAUCGGAGCCUUUUAGACGUGAUUUAAUAAAUAAAAUGUGGAUGAAACAUUGGA
Phymastichus coffea is the source of this 2090-nucleotide messenger RNA. Its product is annotated as glucose dehydrogenase [FAD, quinone]-like. Gene Ontology annotation, molecular function: oxidoreductase activity, acting on CH-OH group of donors; flavin adenine dinucleotide binding. The record is from RefSeq and is a predicted model, not a curated record. The transcript has 9 exons. Bases 112 to 1926 code for a protein of 604 amino acids. NCBI's taxonomy places the organism in Eukaryota, Metazoa, Arthropoda, Insecta, Hymenoptera, Eulophidae.